Brachypodium distachyon (stiff brome) is the source of this 1473-nucleotide messenger RNA. RefSeq names its product organelle RRM domain-containing protein 1, chloroplastic. Bases 74 to 1237 code for a protein of 387 amino acids. Lineage: Eukaryota; Viridiplantae; Streptophyta; Magnoliopsida; Poales; Poaceae. Gene Ontology annotation, molecular function: RNA binding. Gene Ontology annotation, biological process: mitochondrial mRNA modification; cytidine to uridine editing. The record is from RefSeq and is a predicted model, not a curated record. The transcript is spliced from 9 exons. Gene Ontology annotation, cellular component: mitochondrion.
UGUCAUCUCCUAGCUCGCUGGUAAACCAGCCAGACACUUCCGCGAGGCGCGAGCGAGCUUUCAGUCGCUGGCCAUGGACGCCGCCGUCUGCUCCCUCCUCCUGCUGGGCGGCGGCCUCACCGUCCCCACCACCAUCGGCCCCAUUACCCCGCACCUCUUCCCGACUGCUCUCCCUUGGACCACUCGCCGCCGCCGCUUCAUCCGCCUCGCCGCAGCAGGCGCGUCGUCAUCGCCGCUCCCCGCUGCUUCGACCCACCCGCGUUGCUCCAGGUGGGCGGUGUCCAUGGACGACCCCCCCGUACCCGAGGGAGGCGGCGAGGUGUCCCGCGCGGAGGCCGUCGACUACUACGUGGCUACACUGGCCAGGGUGUUGGGGAGUGAGCAGGACGCGCAGAUGUGCAUAUAUGACGCUUUAUGGGAUCGGAGCUACGAGUUCUGGUGCGAGAUUGAGGAGGAAGCGGCAAAGGAGCUUGCAAAGAUGCCUGGGGUAUUAGCUGUCAGGGCAGUUGAGGGUGAUGCAUCAGAGGAGGAUAAUCGCAGCUUGAGCCUCUCACCAGCAAACCUUGCAAGCUUGAGUGAUGAUGCUUGUAACCCUUCUUCUUCUAGGCGAAAAAAUGAAUUUUGGCUUGUCCGGAUGGAGAAGCCAGGGGUUGAAGUUGUCACAAAAGCACAAAUGGUAGACCACUAUACCCAAAUCCUCAUGAAAGUGGUGGGGAAUGACAAGGAUGCCCAAGUUAGCAUAUAUCAUGUUUCAUGGGAAAAGGAUUAUGGGUUCUGCUGUCAUAUUGACGAAGAAUGUGCAAAGGAGCUAGCUGAUGUCCCAGGAGUCUUAUCUGUUCUGCCAGAUACUAAUUUUGGAUCAGACAAUAAAGAUUACAAAGGUGAUGAUAGUUUGAAAUCCUCGGAAGCUACUCAGGUGGCUGAUGUCAAAACUAAAAGGCUCUUUGUUACAGGACUUUCAUUUUAUACAUCUGAGAAAACAUUGCGGGCAGCCUUUGAGCCUUUUGGUGAGCUGGUUGAAGUCAAGAUAAUAAUGGAUAAGAUAUCAAAAAGAUCAAAGGGGUAUGCCUUCAUAGAAUACACCACAGAAGAUGCUGGCGGUGCUGCUUUGAAAGCAAUGAAUGGAGAGAUAAUAAAUGGCUGGAUGAUAGUUGUCGAUGUUGCUAAAACCAAUUUGAGAAACCGCCAACCGCCAUCUAGUGUGUCCGGUUUUCGACCACGUUUUCCUACUAGAUGAAGAUUUCACAUACAAUAUUUUACAGCUAGAUAUUAGGGAUUAAGUGAUUAGCAGUGGGGGAAUGCCACAGUUUACUGUCGACUGUAUUUUCUUGUGCCAUGCUCUUCUGAUAGUUGAGAGAAAUGACUAUCAUUUCCCUUUAGUACUUGGUGCUACCCACAAGAUAUGUAAAUGCAGUUCAAGUGUAAAACUACCUGAAAUUUAUCAAGUUAAGAAAUUUAUCUUGUUAUGAAGCA